AGCAAAUAUUGGUUAUUUUUCUUCUUUGUACGUUAGUCAUACGUUCGUUAGUCAUUUUCCAGAAGCGAAAAUCCUCGACCGAAGUGGGCAAUGGGCAAAUGAUCCUAGCAGUCGGGCCCAACAGUGUUUGUGAAACGUAUCAUUAACUUAAUUGUAAGGUUGCCCAACAGUUUUUUGUGAAACGCAUCAUUGAAUUGAAUUGAAAGGUUAUGUGGUAGUUAUGCUUUAGAGAAAAUCUUUGAUAAUGAGAUUAUUUAUUCGAUUAAAUAAAUUACUCCGGUCAAAUCCCAGUGUUUCCCCGCAAUUAACGUCGAGAAAUUGCAUUCUGUUUUAUUCAAAAGUAGCGGUCGACUGUGACGACGAACGAAACCUUGUAAAACAUAAGGAAAAAUCCUUAAACAAGGUAAAGCUUAAACUUCAAGAACUGUUAAGGAUACAUGGACUAGACGCACUUAAUAUUAUUGAAAGACAUAGAGAACUUGUCCACACUUCCACUUCAAUGAUUGACAAAAAUUACAACUAUUUCAUAGAAUCGGGGAUAUCCCAUACAAAAUUAUUGAUUUAUCCAGAGCUGUUAGCUACAAAUGAUCUCUUGGAGAAAAUAGAUAUUUUAAAGACUUUGCCUCACCCAAUGAAAGUGACUUUGCCCCUCCUCAAAUUAUCUUUAGCAACUAUCAAGAGGCUCUGUGAAAAUGAUAGAAUUGAUGAGCUCUCUAAAUUUCUUAAAUUACCACUACCGGAGACUUGUUGCAUAAUAGCAGCAAAACCAUUUUUAGUUACAGUUGAUCAGGAUCACUUGAAUGAAAGCCUAAAAUUGUUAAUGGACCAUGGAAUUGCAUUUCAGGACGUUGUAAAAGACCUGUGGAUAUUACGGUACAGUACCAAGUUGUUAAAGUCAAAGCUAGAGUAUCUAAAGAAACAUGAAAUUGAUAUAAAGAAGCCUUGGUUGAUUAGGUGUACAGAUGGGACUUUAGCCAGGCAUAUUAAAAAAGAUUUAGAAAACAAGAGUGUAUUGGGAGACGAGGCUGUAAUCGAAUAUAUUUCGGAAAGAUUGUGCUGCCCAUUGGAAACUGCUAGAGAAUUUGUGCACAAAUAUCCACGUUUGCGGAGAAAGAGCUUAUUGAAAAUCAAAGAGAUGACAGAUCUUUUAUAUGGCUAUGGAUUUACAUCUGAUGAUAUUUGCCGAGUUCCAAAAAUUUUUUUGUGCAGCAUAGAAACUAUAAAAACAAGAUUAAAAGAAAUGCAUUCAAGGGGUGUUGUGACACAAAAAUUGUAUAUACUUACAAAAAGUAAAAAGGAAUAUUUGCAGUAUUAUGGGACAAGCAGUGAUAAAGACUGGAUCCCAUAUAAAACUAGCUUAUGUUAAGAUUUACAUGAAAAUGUAUCUUUUAAACUACCCAAAACUCUCUUUGAAUGUUUUUCUUUUGGUUUCUCAAAAAGAGAGUGUCAGGUAUAUUAUAAUUUUUUUUAUUCAACAAUAAAUGAAUUUUUAUGCAUUUUAGGCGAGGCUUAAUUAUAAAUUAAGAAACUAUUGUAAUUAUCAUACGCAGAAGAAAGAGAAAGAAAAAAAGAGUUACAUAGAAUAUAUAGGGUGCUAUGUUAAGCAGAAAAUUUCAUAAUAUCAACCUAUGCCCUAACCUAUUUAGCUUUUAAAAUGUUUUUAAACUUAUUAUACAGGGUGUUAAAAAAGUACGCUGCCAAACUUUAAGAAACGAUUCCUUGUGUGAUUUUACGAUGAAGCAUUCAAAUAAACAUAGGUCAAAAAAUGUAUAUUUGUCAAGAUACACGGUGUUCAAAUUUUCUAAAAUAUUUAUUUUUCCUUUUAUAACAUUUAUAUCACUUUCGAUAUUUCUAUCAAAUUUAGUGGACAUCUUCUAAUUAUAGAGAGGCGGUUUUUGACACAAACGUUUUAGUUUUAUUUUUACUAGUGGCGUCCGUACGCGGUUUGAACUAAAUAUUUUUAAAGAAAAAAAUGGCACGCCACUGCUUUUUCUGAAACCAUUUUCAGGAGCAAUUUUCGGUAAAUGUUUGGAUUGAAGUUAUAGGGGAUUUCCUUAUCGGGCCUGACUUUCCGCCUGGCAGUCUUACUGGUGAGCAGUGCAGACAAUUUAUUGAACAUGUAUUACCUGAACUUUUUCAGAAUGUUCCGCAAGAACAAAGACGUUCUGUGUGGUUUACGUGUGACGGAGUUCUACCGCACUUCAGUUUAGUAGCACGUCAGUAUUUGGAUGAAAAUUAUACUGAUCAUUGGAUUGGGCGUGCUGGACCACAUUUUUGGCCACCUGAUUUAAAUGAAAUAGAUUUUUUUUUCUGGGGACAGUUAAAAACAUUAGUUUACACAACACCAGUCCAAAGUGAAGAAGAUCUAAGAAAUAAGAUAGAAAACUCUUGUACAGUUAUUAGGAACACCCCUGGUGUUUUAAGGGUUCGCCAGUCCCUAAUAAGGCGUACACACGCAUAUAUCAAAGUCGGGGGAGGUCAUUUCCAGCAGUUGCUCUAAUUUGUUUUUUUCUGAAAGAGUAUUACUUGUACUUUGUUUAAAGAUAUUUAACAUUAUUUAAUAAUAAACGUCCUCCUGU
Cylas formicarius (sweet potato weevil) is the source of this 2579-nucleotide messenger RNA. It is a transcript of the gene mTTF, whose product is annotated as transcription termination factor, mitochondrial. NCBI's taxonomy places the organism in Eukaryota, Metazoa, Arthropoda, Insecta, Coleoptera, Brentidae. Gene Ontology annotation, biological process: termination of mitochondrial transcription; regulation of DNA-templated transcription. Gene Ontology annotation, molecular function: double-stranded DNA binding. Gene Ontology annotation, cellular component: mitochondrial matrix. The record is from RefSeq and is a predicted model, not a curated record. The transcript is spliced from 4 exons. The coding region runs from base 245 to 1366 and encodes 373 amino acids.